AUGAAGGACGCUUGGAAGACUUUUGAAAACAGGCUGGGCAACAUCGAGACUCAGCAAAGCAAACAGGUGGGUGAAAUGGCGUCCAUGGCUGGCAGGAUUAAGAUCACAGAGAAGGAGGCGCUCACGGAGGACGUGAAGAAGCUCAAAGUUCAACUCGAAGAAAAGAGUGCACGAACCGCAGAGUACAGGCUGGCCCUUUCUCGUUGCCACAUGGUCGUCAACAAGGACCGCAAGAUCCACAAGGGGGGUGAUGUUCUUGGAUCAGCCCGGGGUGAUCCUGAUGCUCUCUCGCCUGAGGACCAGAAAACCUUGAUCGUCGGGGGGUGGAUGCAGGAUACAAGGAGAUCGGUCAUAGAGACUGAGGCGAACGACGUGCUGAAACUUCCUGAGGUAGCGCCGCUACUUGACACCGACAAGAUCUCUGUGUUCGGGCCUCGGAGGAGCGUCGGGAUGAUUCGCUUCACGGAGAGGGAGGGUGAAACGAUGAAGGAUGUCAAGGAGCGAAUGUGGCAGGUGAUCAAGAUUGUUGCGAAGGCCAAGAUCGUCUUUGCCAGCACCCAAAACCUUGGAGAAAACCGCACCGCGUGGGUGGCCUUUGUUAAAACCCGCACAGCGAGGACGAGGACCGCGCACAUCAGCAUGAUCAGGAGGGUGACAAUGGCGUUGGCCGCGGAGGUGAAGGAUGAGGGUGGUGGCGUGCUCAACAUUGACCAUACACUGGUGGUGUCUUACGACAUGGAUUGGGGGGCCGGCACCCUCUGGUGCGGGCCACAGAAGCUGGGGUCCAGUACGCACCGUCCUCCGCAUGAAGCCGAAAUCGUGAAGAUGACUGGUGGCUGGGUGAAAUUGGAUGCCGUCUCUCUGGUGGCUGGGUGCAACGUCGACGUGGCCAAGUCGGCGUUUGAAAGAGAGCUCUGCCAGGAGAUAAAAUUGCUCGACAUGGCCGCUGCAGACAUGGACAUUGUUAUCGUUCAGGAGAUUGCCAGGGGUGAGGAAGGACUCGGCAUUGGAAUCUCGACGGACAAGUUUGACUGCGUCAUCAACAAGGUGGUGAUUGGCUCUCUGCACUGCCUGACCGGAGUCACGAAUGCAAAGUAUCAGGUCCCAACUUGGGUUGAAGCAGAUGACGAUGAGGUGGUGCCGGGCGUGGAAGUGAUUGCGUCGGGAUCCUCCAACCUUAACACCGUUGUGGACCAAGCCGCAACCCUGGGUAUGAGGCAAAUCGACAUGCUGUGGGUGAGGUCCCUGGAUGCUACACGAGUGGUUGUGGAACCGGAUCGUCGCUUUCUCAUAGGAACAGAUCAUGCCCUCAUUGCCUUUGACUUACUUGUCAACCAACGUGCUCGGGUAGAGUGGGGGAACGAUUCCAGGCCAAGGUGGGUAAGUCGGCAGCUUCCGGAUGACGUUAUCGAGCACGCGGAGGACAUUGCCCACCUGGCGAAAACGCGCACUGCGCCUCGGAGCAGCAAGGCCUACAAGGAUGAUGAUGAGGUCAAGCAAGCCUUCCAUGAGGCCAGAAGGGUGAAGUGUGACACCAAACUCUGGAAGGCCGCGCACAAGCUUAGAAAGCUUAAACGCAAGGAGUGGCAAGAUGCUCGAGUGACCUCCAUUCUCAAUGGAGACUGGUCACAGUACCGCGCCAUGCAGAAGGAGAAGCAGAGACACCGGGGUUGGUGGGGUGGCCUUCUACAGGAUCGAAGCUCAGCCGACUUGACAAAGGACGUUCAGGAGCACCUCGAGGCGAAGCUGGUCAACGAGGCGAUGAUGGACUGGGAUGAGAUGCUGGAGACCCACAUUAACAAUGUCGACUUGGGUGACAUCUUUGUACCCUUCACCAUCCUGGAUGUUCGGACCGUUCUCCAAGACAUGAAACCUUCAGGAGCCGUCGGACCGGAUGGGGUGAGUGUCUCGCUGCUGAAGGAAAUCGCCAACAAUGAUACCCUCGGCCCACAGAUGGUGAACCUCAUCAAUGGCAUCGUUGAGCACACCGAAAUUCCCUCCAGCUGGAACGAGAACUUCCUGGCACUGUUGGCAAAGAUCAACCAACCCAAGGCACCCAAGGACAUGAGACCGAUAUGUGUCAGCAGUGUUUUCCACAAGCUUGUCACCAAAUUGGUAUGUUGUGGAAAAGGAAGACAAGCUGCGGACGUCAUAGGCGCCUUCGACAGGUUGGACAGGCUUAAGGUGGUGGAAUUUCUCAAAGCACAUCUGAAUGGCACCACUCUGCCGCAUGAACUUCGCUACCUCUUGGCUCAACUUCGCUCAUAUUGCCUGUCAGGAAAAGUGCCGGGUGGAGGGACCAUCCACAUCAAGCCGAACGUGGGCAUAAAACAGGGUGCACCAGAAAGUGCCGAGCUGUUUGGCUUAGUUAUGGACACCCUCCUCAUGAGACUACUUGAAUCCAGGGGAUGGAGAAACUUUGGGCACAUUGGGGGUGGGCUUGAAAUCGAUCUCGUCUUUUACCAGGACGACCUGUUUCUCUUCGAAGAUGAUUUCGUUCGCCUCUGCAAGCGUAUCAAAGUGCUCGAGAGACUCUUGGAGCAAGCUGGGCUCAAACUCGCGACCAACAAGACGAAAAUUGUAGCGAGCGAACAUUACAGGGGUGCUCGUCGGGCCAAAGUUGGGGGCGACAUCUUCCAGAUUGCACCGGCGCACGAAUCUUUGAAAGUCCUUGGGAACUACUCGGUCGAGCAAGGGGUGCUGCGGAACAACAUCGUCAUCUACUUCGAGGUC
This is a messenger RNA of Symbiodinium necroappetens, 2733 nucleotides long. The record is from the annotation of a GenBank genome assembly. Lineage: Eukaryota; Dinophyceae; Suessiales; Symbiodiniaceae.